Messenger RNA from Malassezia japonica, 2112 nucleotides. It is a transcript of the gene GEM1, whose product is annotated as ERMES complex Ca(2+)-binding regulatory GTPase gem1. The record is from RefSeq and is a predicted model, not a curated record. Gene Ontology annotation, cellular component: mitochondrial outer membrane. NCBI's taxonomy places the organism in Eukaryota, Fungi, Basidiomycota, Malasseziomycetes, Malasseziales, Malasseziaceae. Gene Ontology annotation, molecular function: GTP binding; GTPase activity; calcium ion binding. Gene Ontology annotation, biological process: mitochondrion organization; small GTPase-mediated signal transduction. The coding region runs from base 1 to 2112 and encodes 703 amino acids. The transcript is spliced from 2 exons.
AUGCGGCAGGAAGUCCGGCUGGUGUUGGCGGGCGAUGCCGGCGUCGGCAAGUCGACAUUGAUUACGUCGCUGAUCAAAGAGAGCUUUGUGGAAGACGUGCAAGAGCUUGUGCCUGAGCUCACGCUCCCCGCUGACGUUUCGCCCGAAGGCGUUUCGACCAAAAUUGUGGAUACGUGUGCUGGACCGGAGCACCAAGAGAAGCUCGAAACGGAACUGCGUCGUGCCAAUGUGAUUGUACUGGUGUACUCUGUGAUUGAUACCGAGUCAUUUGAGCGCAUUCCGUCGUACUGGCUGCCUUAUGUGCGCUCGCUCGGCAUCAAUGUCCCCGUGAUUCUCGUGGGCACCAAGGUGGACAUGCGGCAGAGCGACCUUGCUGAUGAGCUACUGGAGGAAGAGAUUGCGCCGGUAAUGGCCGAUUUUAAAGAGGUCGAGACGUGCAUCGAGUGCAGUGCGCGCCUUGCGCUGAAUGUGAGCGAAGUGUUCUUUUAUGCCCAAAAAGCCGUGCUGUACCCCACGGCGCCGCUGUACGACUCACGCACACACACACUCAAGCCUGCGUGUGUCGAGGCGCUGCGCAAUAUCUUUUCGCUGUGCGACUCGGACAAGGACGGUGUGCUGAGCGACGAGGAGCUGAAUGCUUUCCAGCUGCUGUGCUUCAACGCGCCACUGCAGCUGCAGGAGCUCGAAGGGAUCAAGCACCUCGUGAUGGACGGUGCAGAGGCAAUGAGCGACCCUACGCUGCAGCACAAUGCCCUGACCCUCGCCGGAUUCCUCUACUUGCAUACCCUCUUUAUCCAGCGAGGCCGUCUAGAAACCACAUGGACGGUCCUGUGGACGUUUGGCUACGGCAUGGACCUCGCAUUGUCGCACACCUACGUUUACCCACCGUUUGACGUGCCAGCGGGCAUGUCGGUUGAGCUGUCGCCGAACGGCUACCAGUUCCUCACCGAGGUGUUCAAGGCGCACGACAAGGACCACGACGGCGCGCUCAACGAGCAGGAGCUUGCGACGCUCUUUGCCACUGCGCCGGGCGGCCGCCAUCCGUGGGGCGCGCUCGGCUUCCCUGGAAGCACCGUUACCGACGAAGCAGGCGCCAUUACGCUCCAAGGCUGGCUGGCGCAGUGGAGCAUGAUGACCCUACUCGAGCACCGCACGACGCUCGCGUACCUCGCAUACCUCGGCUACCCCCUCUUCGCGCAUCCCCUCACGACGAACGGCAGCGCGUCGCCGCACCUCCAGGGCACCAACACGCCGAUGUACCACAGCGCCUCGCCGACGUCCUACGCGUGGCUCGACGGGACGGCCGCGUCCGCACGGCAGCCCGGCUACGACGAACAGCCCGCUGCGACGACCUCGGCGCUGAAGCUCGUGCGUGCGCGCCGCCCUGGCGACCGCAAGCGCAACGGCUCGGAGCAGCCGAGCGUCUUUUUGGCGCUGGUGCUCGGCGCGCCCGGCAGCGGCAAGACGGCGCUGCUGCGCAACUUGGUCGGCAAGCCUUUCCAGACCAAGUACCAGCCGACGCACCGCCUGCGCCGCGCGGUGUGCGCCGUGGAGCAAGGCGGCGCCGAGCGCUACCUCGUUCUGCAAGAGUACGGCUCGCGCAACGAGGCCGAGGCGCUGCGCUCCGCGUCGAAGCUCGCUUCGGUCAAUGCGAUCGUAUUUGUGUACGACUCGAGCGACACCAACUCCUUCUCCUACAUUUCCAACCUGCGCCAGCAGUUUGCCGCGCUUUCUGCGCUUCCGUCUUUGUUUGUCGCGACCAAGUGCGAUCUGGAUUUGGCGCAGCAGCGCCACGAAGUGCAGCCCGACGUGUACUGCCGCAAGCUCGGCUUGAGCAUUCCGCACCUCGGCGCCGGCCCCCUGAAUGUCAGCGCGCGCCACGGGCAGAUCGCGGGGCUCUACAGCCUGAUUCUGAGCAUCGCCGCGGAUCCCCGCGGCGCCGUGCCGGUGCACAGCCGCUCGCUGUCCUACGCGCGCAUGCCGUGGAAGGCCGGCGCGUACGCGUUCCUCGCGCUGUUUGGCGCGACGGGCGCCGCAUGGACCGUCUGGCGGUUGCUGCAGCGCAGCGGGUGGCCGGUGCGUGUGCCGUGGCUGGGCCGUGUGGAUCUCUAG